Molecule: messenger RNA, 981 nt
Organism: Vigna unguiculata (cowpea)
Lineage: Eukaryota; Viridiplantae; Streptophyta; Magnoliopsida; Fabales; Fabaceae
Product: adenine phosphoribosyltransferase 4-like
Biological process (GO): adenine salvage
Cellular component (GO): cytoplasm; cytosol
Molecular function (GO): adenine phosphoribosyltransferase activity
Source: RefSeq, a predicted model, not a curated record
UUGAAUAUUCCCCGUUUUGCACACAAUUUGCUCGGUAGAUGUGUGUAUCUUCGACAACGCACACACACACACAAACUCUCUCUCUAUAAAUAUCUGGGGUCUCGCUCUUCUCUUUCUUGUGUUCCUUUCCCAUUCUUCUCUGUACUGUACUCAAACUUCACUUCCCCACUUAUAUAUACAAUGUCGGUUUACAAAGACCAGGAUCCUCGUCUUCAUGGCAUCAAAACUAAGAUUCGUGUCGUCCCAAAUUUCCCCAAAUCCGGUAUUAUGUUCCAAGACAUUACUACUCUAUUGCUCGAUCCCAAAGCAUUUAAGGACACAAUCGAUUUGUUCGUGGAGCGAUACAAGGGCAAAAACAUUUCUGUUGUUGCAGGAAUUGAAGCUCGAGGUUUUAUUUUUGGUCCUCCCAUUGCACUGGCUAUAGGAGCAAAGUUCGUUCCCUUGAGGAAACCAAAGAAGUUGCCUGGAAAAGUUAUUUCUCAAGAAUAUAUUCUUGAAUAUGGAAGGGACUGUCUUGAGAUGCAUGUUGGAGCUGUUGAAUCUGGUGAGCGUGCUUUAGUGGUUGAUGAUUUGAUUGCAACGGGAGGAACACUCUGUGCAGCUAUGGAUUUGCUAGAACGUGUGGGAGCAGAAGUAGUGGAGUGUGCAUGCGUAAUUGAAUUACCGGAAUUGAAGGGUCGUGAGCGUUUGAACGGGAAGCCAUUGUACGUGUUGGUGGAAUAUAUGGAGAUAUGAAGUGGUGAUGUGAUGAGUGUGGUUGGUUGGAGGCAAAGAAUAUAUUAAGAUGUAGAAACGAUCAAAUCAAAUUAAUGCAUUUCUGUGACCCACUCUUUGGGCCUCCCCUCUUCUUCCCUACCCCUUUUUCAAAUAAAAUUUUACAUCUUUCGGUGUAAGAUCCAUUCUUCUUCUACAUAUUUUGCAUCAUGCUUUAUUUUUAGCACUACACUUGUCCACAUUUUAUUACAUGCAUUGCUUCUGUCA